Salpingoeca rosetta is the source of this 3135-nucleotide messenger RNA. RefSeq lists its product as uncharacterized. Lineage: Eukaryota; Choanoflagellata; Craspedida; Salpingoecidae. Bases 28 to 3132 code for a protein of 1034 amino acids. The record is from RefSeq and is a predicted model, not a curated record. Gene Ontology annotation, molecular function: protein binding. The transcript has 9 exons.
GCGGUGGUGGUGGAGUGGUGGGGGUGAAUGACACACACAUCGACAAGGACAUCGAUCAACACCAGCACCUGCACACGUCGACCGAUAACCUUCCCUUCCACACGGGUUCAGGGUCACGUUCGUCAAGUAAGCACUAUGCCACGGCAACACCGCGUGUUCAUCUCGCUGCGCUUCAGUGAGGCGAGCCAGGCGCUGAAAAAGGCGCUGGAGCGCCGCAGCGUCCCCACCAUCGCCGACGCCGUGAUUGGCGCCAUCGACGAGUGCGAGCUGGUGGUGAUCAUGGGCACGCACACGUACGGCGAGAAGACGGACAGCCCCUUCGGUUCCAGCGAGGAGCUCGAGUUUAUCAUCAACGAGAAGAAGCCCUUCUUCCUCGUGAAGAUGUGCGACCGCUUCAAGCACGCCAAGCCGCGCUUCUGGCUCCCACCCACCAUCUCCUACCACUUGUGGAAGCCGCAAGGAGCCGAGCGCUUUGACCCGCCCCGGAGCCUUAUCGACGCAAUCCUGGCCAAGCUGAAGGACGUAAGCGGUGGCGUUGACGUACCACAGGCGCCGCAGCCAGCACAACAACAGCAGGAGCAGCAGCAGCAACAGCAGGAGCAGCAACAGCAGCAGCAGCAACAGCGGUGGGCUACAAUUGAUCCACAGGCAAUGGAGGAGGAGAACAACGACCGCGACAACAUGGGGUCAAGUUCCGCCCGCGGCCGUGAUCCAAGCGUACCUCAAGUGCAUGAGAACGCUACGUCCUCUAACGGCGAAGAUGCGAAUGAUGAUGAUGAUGACGAUGACUUGCUUGAUGCCGAUGGCACACAGCAGAUCGUUGUUCGCCCCCAAGAUGGCCGACUGGGGAUGGGAAUUGUUGGCGAGUCGACAGCACGUGGUGGGGGUGUGUACAUCAGCAACGUGUCAAAUGCGGACGCAGCAGCGCAGGGCUUGGAGGUGGGGAUGCGCAUCAUGACAAUUGAUGGUGAGGAUGUGCGUGACUGCUCGCACGGGGGUGUCGUGCAGAAGCUGAGGAGCAAGACUGGGGAUGGGGUUGUGCUUGGGGUGAUUGGAGGGGACGAUGGAUUCGCCCGCUUGCUUCGGCACUGCUCAGGCACGACGAGCCGAGCACACAACAGCAAUGACGUUUUGACUUCCCAAGGCGUCGCUGACAGCAGUGAUAACGGUGAAGGGAAGUUGGAGGAAGAUGGCACACGGCAGAUUGUUGUUCGUCGUCAAAAUGGCCAGUUCGGGCUUCGGCUGGUGAGCAAGACAAUAGCAUGCGGCGAUGGGGUGUACAUCAACGGCAUCAUCAAUGCAGACGCAGCAGCGCAGGGCUUGGUGUCAGGAAUGCGCAUCAUGACAAUUGAUGGUGAGGAUGUGCGUGACUUCUCACGGAAAGAUGUCGUGCGGAAGCUCAGGAGCAAGACUGGGGAUGGGGUUGUGCUCGGGGUGAUUGGAGGGGACGAUGGGUAUUCGCGGUUACGUGAGGUGGCUUCACAAUCCAACGCACAGCAUCAAGGACCGGAAACACACCUUCAUCAUGUCAGCCAAACGAAGAGGACAGAGUCUGUCAAAGCACCGUCACCGCUCUAUUCAUCGCCAGCAUGCGAUACACGCACGGCUUCGUCUUCAUCACUUCCUGCAUCACGGUCUGGUGCAUUCAAGCCGCUGAACUACGAACCGCUUAACACACAGGUGUGGGCGCCCACGACACUAACGACGACGGGAGCAGGGGUGCCGCCGCUGGACGAAGUGGCACAGCAGCAGCAGCAGGCAGCCCAGCUCUUCUUCGAGGACAAUGGGCCCAUGAUGCAACGACUAGCUCAACCAUUCCCUGGUGCCACUGAGGAAAAGCGGUUUCAUGCACACAGCUACAAGCAUGCAGCUGCCCACUACCUUCGCCUGCCAGACGACUUGGCGCCCCUGUCCAGCACUGAUGCCUCCACAGCAACAGCAACUAUGUCUAUUUCGGGGAAGCAACCUUAUUCCACACUCAAAGCAUCACGUGUUGAGGCUGCCGCCCCUGCACGGUCGUCGCGAUCGUCAAGGAUGCCCCAAAUGGCGAGUGCACGCAGCCGCAGCAAGCGACGCCAAGAGGCUGAUUCGAGAGCGCAUGGCUGUCCUUUAAUGUGCUCCAUUGAAGGCAGUGGCGGCGGGCGAUCUGGUCGUAGUGGCUCCCCACCACACAGCGCGCUUGACAGAAACAACUCAGGUAACUCCCCCUCUGGGUGCCGCUAUUCGUCCUCUUCAAAAACUAGGGACGUUCCUGACAGGCGUCGCCAUGCCACCCACAAGGCGGCAGCAGGAGUACGCAGCAGCCAGACAAGCAGCAAUCGUCAAGGUGACGAUGCUGAAUGUUACAAUGGCGACGACGAUGAUGGAUAUCUUGCUGCUGCGGAAGACAAUACUGACGAUGCGCUCGCACCUGCAUCAGUGGACACGUCAGCAACGUUCAUGAAGCAGCAACUGAUUCAAAUGGGAUUCGAGGACAACCAGGACCUUGACCAAGCCAUUCAAUUUAGCAAUGGUUCCAUCCUUGAAGCGCUUGACUAUUUGGAAGCCAUCCGCGCGUCGGCGAUGGCGAAAUGCGCAAAUGUACCCCCCUCGUCGAAUUCAGAAAAAAUAGAAGGCGACAGCAACAGCCGCUCCACAUCAACACGCUCCAUCAAUCGAACCACAGGCAAGGCAAGUGCAGUCAGGGUAUCCCGUGCACGAUCGUCGCGAUCGUCAAGCAUGUCGCAGAGGACAAAAUUCGACCCGAAGGAGUUUCCAGGUGUGCGCAGCCGUUACAGCGGACAGGCGGCCACCUAUCGCCACCGUGCGCGAGAGGCAGAUGCAGAUGCAGCACAUGCACCCAUGAUGCACAACAGCAGAGGGCUUCGCCGUAACACAUACGACCUUCACGGCUUGUCUGUGACGGCUGCUAUCAGAGAAGUCAGGGGGCUCAUCGAUGACGCUAAUGCGCGCCGCCGCAGCGGCUUGACUGCUCCUCGCUUCUUCUAUUUCGUAACGGGGUCGGGACAGCACAGCGCUGACGGACGGUCGAGGAUCAAGGCCGUGCUCAAGAACUACUGUACGGGAUCCGGCCUCCGAUACGAGGACGUGGACGGCGCAACCAUCAGGAUCUUCACUCGCCCCCGCCGCUGACAU